Molecule: messenger RNA, 1507 nt
Organism: Paramuricea clavata
Lineage: Eukaryota; Metazoa; Cnidaria; Anthozoa; Malacalcyonacea; Plexauridae
Source: the annotation of a GenBank genome assembly
AUGUCCUCCCAGAAGAAACAGGGAAAAUCUUCGACUAAAAAGUUCAUACCCUUGCCUAUGGAGAAAUCGAAGCCUGUUGUCGUUGAUGCUUCUGCUGAGACAAGACGUGCUAAGACUAGUUCUUCACAAAUUACAGCGAGUCAGGAUGACAGCCAUGCCCUUGGCAAUGCCAAUAGCUUUUCGAAAGCCGACAAACACCCAAGUACGUCUCGUUCAUUCGCUGAAAAACGGAAGACAAUUGCUUAUAUACAAAGCCUAUCGCCUGAAAAAAGAAACAGGAAAGAUACGCUGAAUUAUUCUUCGCUCACUCUGCAAACAGCCGAAGGGACAAAACAAGCCCUGUGCUUUAGCAAGUCCAAAAGGAAGUUGCUUAAAGAAAGGUUUGACAACAAGACCGCAGUUGAAAUCUACAAUCAUACAGUGUCUAAUGACGGUAAAAUUUUCAUCAACGAAAUGACGCAAGUUUCAAAUGCACAACCAGGUGAUUAUUUUUUUCAAUUCGAAGAGAUUCCUGACCAGUAUCCCUUGCGAAGCUUGAAUGACAUAAUCAAGGAGGCUAAGUCAAUGGAUAUGGUUAACUUUUCUGCCAAAGUUGUCUCGAAAGGGCCGACAGAGACCGCUAGAAACCUAAAAUUAGCACGGUGCGUUGUUGCUGAUAGUCCAUCAUCAUGCAUGACGUUGGUGCUCUGGCAAGAACACAUAGACCAGGUGAGCGUUGACCAGGUAUACAUCUUUAACUCUUUCUCGCCACGCCCCAGUUGCGUCGAUCCUGAGCGAUCGACGGCUUUGCGUGUUGAUAUCUUCGGUUCAUUGCAUACGAUGGAGACAAAAAUACCACUGUUAGAACGGCAGUUUCACAAUCUCAUGUCAGACCUAAUUUUGUUUGUCUAUGGUACAACGCAAGCGAUUUAUAAUUUUUUAAAUCAUUGAGAUAUGUAUUUUCAAAAAUACGUACCGGAUGUUCAACAUAACAAACAUAUUCUGAACCUUGCUGGACUAUAUCUUCGCUCGAAUAAACGUUAUCGAGACAGAAAUACCACUACUAGAAUCCCCGUAUCGCAAUCUGUUUAUGUCUUGAAUUUUGUAAGAUUACGACAUAAACAACACAUUUUAUGGGCAUUUUCGGAAAUGCACGUGCAUUCGUGAUGCGUCGUACACCAGUCGGCAAUCUUCGGAGCCUCAAUUCGCCGGGUUCUUUUCACCCCACGGUCUAAAAACCCUCGGCAAUCGAUUCCCCAUGAUGUAAUCCCCCUGUAUCGUGAAUUUCAUUGGUUUAGGGCAAAAGCCGUGCCUUAUACGGCAUUUUUUAGAUUAUAAGUGAUGCGCGCACCAACGGCUCGCUGCCGUCUUUGAUAUUGUCUAAUACGCAAAGAUGGCUUAUACGCUUGAUGCCGUAAUCGAAGCGAUCGACAACGAAACUUUUGCUUUGGACGCUAGUGGAAUAUCAUCAGAUGAAGAAGAAGACUUGGACAGACGUUUGGUGAUGUCAGAUAGCGACCCAAGGCAA